AUGACACUCUGGCGCGAGGCCCUCCGGUACGUUGUUGACACCAAAAACCUCAGCCCGCACAGCGCCAUCGAUCACAAAAUCCCGGACACUAUCUGGUAUGGCAAACCUCCCAGCACGGCAAACCUGAGAGCAUUCGGCUGCCGCGCCUGGCACACCACCCCUCGGCACAAGCGGGCAAAACUCGACCCCAAGGCCAAACCAUUCAUCUUUGUCGGCAUCGAAAACAAAACCAAGGCCUGGACGCUGUACGACCCAGAAACAACUUCGUUCUUCCAGAGCCGCGACGUCAGAUUCGAUGAGAACGUCUUCCCCGCUCGAGAUGCCCCGACUGGCCAACCGAAGCCUCGCGCGACGUCCACUGCUGGCGACUGGACCUUCGUUGACGCUGCACAUGGCUCCCGCACUGUCCCACGUCUGUCACUCCCGCCCGUCGUGCACGAAAAUCGAUUUGCCGCACUUGAGACCGACGCGAGCGACGACGCAACAAUCGAAAUGUCCGAUGAUGGUUUUGAUACCCCGUCCGACAUGUCCAUGGCUCAGUUCUCGCUGUCACCUCCUGCGUCGGACGUGACCGAUGACUCGGCCGACCCCAUCGACUUCCUGUCAUGCCCGUCUCGCGCCGCUGCCUUUGCCGCCACCACUGCAGAUUCACCGGUCGUCGAACUCGAAGGGCCAACCGAGGACCCCCAGAAUUGGUCGCAGGCGGUCAAGUCAGGUAAAGAGGAGAUCUGGAGGCAAGCAGCAGCCGACGAGUUUCACUCCCUUACCACCGAGUACAAAUGCUUCACCCCUGUUGACUCCUCCUCACUGCCCCCUGGCGCCAAAGUCCUCGGAUCCAGGUUCAUCUUCCGCACCAAACGCGACCAACUUGGCAAGAUCACUUCGCACAAGGGCCGGCUCGUUGCACAGGGAUUCUCCCAGCGCCCAGGUAUCGAUUACGACGAGACUUUUGCCCCUGUUGCCAAGUUCACCUCCAUCCGAGCUCUCAUCGCCCUGGCCGCCGCCAAGAAACUCCACGUCCAUCAGGCCGACGUUGACAAGGCAUACCUCCACGGCGAGCUGAAGGAAGACCUCUACAUGCGCGUCCCACAAGGUGUUGACAUGCCCGGUAAAGUCCUCAAGCUCCAUCGAUCGAUCUACGGCCUCAAGCAGGCCGGCCGAGUCUGGAACGAGCACAUUGACUUGACGCUGAAAAGCCUCCACUACCGCGCCACAGCCAAGGACCACUGCGUGUACGUACGACGCGACGGCGACCACUACCACUACAUCGCCCUCUACGUCGACGACUUGCUGAUGGUCAGCCCCUCGGAGGACGAGAUUGAGCGCAUCCUCAACGGCCUGGAGCAAAAAUACGGCAUCAAGUGACUUGGCCCAGCCCAGUACAUCUUGGGGAUCCAGAUCAAGCGACAGGCCGACAAGUCCAUCAUCCUGUCACAAGAGGCGUACAUCACGAGCAUCCUCCGCAGAUUUGGCAUGUCAGACAGCAGCCCCGCCUCCACGCCCAUGGCCCCGAACCGACAGCUCGAACAUUCGCUCGCGGAAACAUCCAAAACUGCUCGGACACGCUACAUGCAGGCUAUUGGAUGCCUCCUGUACGCCGCCACCGGUACUCGCCCGGACAUUUCCUACGCUGUCGGAUACCUCGCACGCUUCUCUGCCAGUCCCACACCCGAACACUGGACGGCCAUCAAGACCGUAUUUCGGUACUUACGUGGAACCGCACGUCUAGGCCUGCACUACAGCUCUGAACAAGGCAAGUUCUCAGGCUUCACCGGUUACUCUGAUGCAGACUGGGGAACCUGCACCACAUCGUCACGGUCGACCAUGGGGUACAGCUUCCACCUGGCCGGAUCUGUCAUCUCUUGGUCCUCCAAAGUGCAAAACCGUGUGGCCGACUCCACCACAGACGCCGAGUACCUCGCCCUCUCACACGCCUCCAAGGAAGCUGGUCACCUGCAAGAACUGCUUAUGGAACUGGGCAUCGACACACGAGCUCCCGUCCAGCUGUACGGCGACAACCAAGGUGCUAUUGCUCUCGCCAAGAACCCCACCCUUCACCACCGGUCCCGUCACAUUCGCAUUCGUGAGCACUUUGUACGCGACCAGGUCAGGCUGGGCACCAUCCAAGUCGACUAUGUGGACACGAAAACCAUGGUCGCCGACAUCUUCACCAAGGCACUUGGACCCUUGGUGUUCAAGGUACAUCGUGACAACCUGGGUCUUCGAGGCUAA
Messenger RNA from Microbotryum saponariae, 2232 nucleotides. NCBI's taxonomy places the organism in Eukaryota, Fungi, Basidiomycota, Microbotryomycetes, Microbotryales, Microbotryaceae. The record is from the annotation of a GenBank genome assembly.